Cetraspora pellucida is the source of this 495-nucleotide messenger RNA. NCBI's taxonomy places the organism in Eukaryota, Fungi, Glomeromycota, Glomeromycetes, Diversisporales, Gigasporaceae. The record is from the annotation of a GenBank genome assembly.
AUGGCAAAUAAUCAGAAUAAUCAGAACAACCAAAAUAAUCAGAUAGCUAAUAUUUCAAGACAGAUUGUCAAUGGAAAUAACUUACAUGAAUUUGCGCCUAGAGACGUACAAAUUUUUGCGAUACGUUGGGAUCAACCACGAACAUUAUCUGGAUAUGAUAUAAUAAAGCUUAAAAUUGGUCCAAUUUGUAACACACUUCUUAUUUUCGAUCUUGAAGUUAUUGAGCAAAUUACGCUUUAUAUUUGGGAACACCUUACAACACUUGAAGAACAGGACAUUCACACGAAUAUUGCCUUCCGUGUGAACGAAUAUAAAAGGGUGAAUCGCUAUAUCUUUGGGCCACCAGCUCCAGGUUUAAUGAGAUAUCAUGGUGUUGAGAAAAAAGAACCUGAAGACUUGCCAAUGAGGCCUAUUAAACAUACGGAUGAAUCAGACAUACUCUUCCAUGGCUGUGAUUUUCCCGAUCCUGAACCGUUUUAUUUUUAUUUUAUUUAA